This is a messenger RNA of Trichoderma aggressivum f. europaeum, 1068 nucleotides long. RefSeq lists its product as uncharacterized. The record is from RefSeq and is a predicted model, not a curated record. NCBI's taxonomy places the organism in Eukaryota, Fungi, Ascomycota, Sordariomycetes, Hypocreales, Hypocreaceae. The transcript is spliced from 3 exons. Gene Ontology annotation, cellular component: nucleus. Bases 1 to 1068 code for a protein of 355 amino acids.
AUGGGUUCUGAAGGGAGAAGACUCAUUUGCGUCGUCGGUGCUACUGGCAACCAGGGCGGCUCCGUGGCUCGUCGAUUUCUCGCCGCCGGGUUCCGGGUCCGAGGCCUCACUCGCAAUUCGACCUCUCCCGCAGCCAUAGAGCUUGCAUCACAAGGUGCAGAGCUAAUCGAGGCCAACCUCGACGACCCAAGCAGCCUCGAUCAAGCAUUUGCCGGGGCCAACGUCAUCUUCAGCGUCACCGACUACUGGGAGCCCUUCUUCCACCCGCAGUCCCGUAAGGCUGCCGAAGCACAAGGAAUCUCGUACCGUCGAUUUGCGUACGACACAGAGUAUCGCCAUGGCAAGAACAUAGCCGACGCCGCUGCCAAGGUUGCGGGUUCGCUGGACGCAAAUGGCUUUCUCGUUUCCACAUUGAGCCACGCGGGCAAAUGCAGCGGCGGCAAGUUCAAGGAGCUGUAUCAUUUCGACUCCAAGGCCGACAUCUUCCCGGCAUACGUCGAAGAGCAUUAUCCCGAGCUUGCGGCCAAGAUGUCGUGCAUUCAGACGGGCUUUUUCUACACAAGCUUCAACAUACUGCCGCAUUCUUAUUUUGGAAGAUCUACCUUGUGUUCUAACACCAUGUUUAAGCUUCCUGAUGGACGCAUCGAGAUGGCCUUUGCUACGGAUUCCACAAAGACAGUCCCCCAUUUCGCCCCGGUCGACGACAUGGGCCCUUUCACCUAUGCUGUCUGGCAAAUGCCCCCUGGAAAGCAUUACAUGGCCGCGGGUACAAACUGCACCUGGCCCGAGUUUAUCAAGACAUGGAGCAAAGUCUCGGGCGUUCCAGCCACCUACAGACAGAUUUCUCCCGAGGAGAUGAUCAAGGCAGCCGGCGAGCCGCAGCUUGGAGCCGAGGCUACCGACAUGUUCUUGUACAGCUCGCAACCGGGCUAUGACGGCGGCAUGGAUGUAUUGCAGGCAGAGGAUAUCAGAAAGGCUGGGAUUGACUGUCCCAUGACAACUUGGGAGGAGUGGGCAAAGAGACAGGAUUGGGAUGCUGUUCUCGCUCGUUUGCAUGGCACUGCUUAA